AGCGGCAACACGCCAUAAAGUAGACGUGUAAACUAAUGAAUUCGAUUGAGUAUGCAAAGUUGAGUAACGAAAUGAGGAAAAUCAACCCCAGUUGUUGCUAAAUCAGCAGAUAUCUCGUCUUCCCUUACUAACAAAAGACUCCAAAGGAAUAAGGGCGAUGGAUAACGACGUCUUGACAACCCUGAAAAUAUUAAUCGUCGGUGAAAGUGGCGUUGGAAAGUCAAGUCUUCUACUGCGUUUUACUGAUGAUACAUUUGAUCCAGAUAUUGGGGCAACGAUAGGUGUUGAUUUUAAAGUCAAGACAAUUAGUGUGGAAGGAAACAGAGCAAAAUUGGCCAUAUGGGACACAGCAGGCCAAGAAAGAUUCAGAACACUAACACCAAGCUAUUAUAGAGGAGCACAAGGUGUUAUCUUAGUGUAUGACACAUGUAAUAGAGAUACAUUUGACAAACUUGAAGAAUGGCUGAAUGAAGUAGAAACGUACUCAAGCAAAAAGGAUAUAAUAAAGAUGCUUGUUGGAAAUAAAAUUGAUAAGGAUAAUCGUGAAGUUGAACGAAUCCAAGGUUUACAAUUUGCAAGAAAAUACUCCAUGCUUUUCAUUGAAGCAAGUGCAAGAACAAAAGAGGGAGUGCAACUUGCUUUUGAGGAACUUGUUGAAAAGAUCAUUCAAACCCCAGGAUUAUGGGAGAAUGACAGCAAAAGCAGUGGUGGACUUAGCUUAUCUGCUGGUGCUCAGACUGUGAGAGGCUGCGGUGGUUAUUGUAAUAUUUGAACAUGACUGAAAGAACUGUUUAAACAAUUUAGAACUAUGGUAGUGUUAAUAGCCCACUUUUCGGUACGAGGCUACGUGCUAAAUGCUCAGUCAUUCGUGACAGGCGGUAAGAAUUAAUUCAAUUUAGCACGUAGCCUCAUACUGAAACCUUUGUGCGUGACAAUCGAAGCAUAUCUCGGAAGUGGGCUAUUAUUACAGUAUAUAUGUAUAACUGAAUUUGUUAAUAGCAACGACUUCUAUUGUUGUAUGGCUUUACACAGAGUUCCAACUGCUUAAUAUUUGCGGGUUAUUCUAAGUUGCUCAUCCACCCUGGGGAAAAAACCCUUUGGACCCGGGGGGACUCGUGCACAAUAGGGAGGGAAUGCUCCAUCUGAAAAUCAUCCUUGGGAAUCCAAGUGUCACGAGGAGUGUUACGAAAUAUAACUUGUCGUAAAACAUAUCCGCUCAGAUUUCCAAACUAAGCUAAUCUUUCUCUUGCACAAGGUAGUUUUACUUUUUGUGGAGCUUUCUUGUCAAGAACGUUUUAAUUCGAAGCUGAGGCCAGUAUGUUACACGAUGAAAUUUGUCGUGAACCUUUUCUCGCGAUUCGUUUUCCACAAGAAAAUUUCACCGUCUGACACUGGGCGUUUUCCUAGAGAACCAAACACUAGUUCCAUCAAGCUAUGAACUGAAUCAGCUAUUCAUUGAAACUUUAUACACGUAACAGUCGUUAAAUUCAGCUUGUAUACACAUAUCUCAAUAAACGUUGGAGGGGGUAGGCUAAGAGCGACAGGAGAUAUGUCAUUCCAAGAUCCAAGAAUAGCUGGAAUGACUUGUGUUUCUGCUUCUUAUUCUCGUCAAGAACAUGGACCUUAGUGUUGAGACUGAUUCUAUGUUCUUUGUAUUCAACGAAACCGUUUCCAUGUCGGAAUGACUUAUCGCCUUUAGCGAUGAUAACGUUUAUUGAAAUAGGUGUAUAACAAACAAAUAUUCUCUCGCGUGGGGUGUACUCACAUCUAUAUAAGGGAUUAGAAAAUAUUUGAAAAUUAAAUGCGCGCGCUGAUUGGCUGGUACCGUGUUUAUACGAGAGAACUGAGAGACGCUCGCGCAAAGCCUUUUAAAAAUACUUUUUAAAAGAAAUAUGAACGGCUGCUAAUGUCUCUGUACUGUGAUAUAAACACUCUAGGAGCUGUAGAGGACUUGAGAAGAAAGAGAAACACUCUCAUGCUCUACAGCCCACGGCGUGUUUAUGUCGCAGCACAGCGACAUGCGCGCACGUUUUAUGUUCCUUAAAUAAAUUUUGAAUUAUUAAUAGAGCAAACGUUUUGUUUAAGAGUUAACUUUCAUGCAAGUAGGGGUAAUUCAUUUGGUUUUGGUGUCUGAUGAAAGAAAACCGAAGACUGGUUCCUAGAACUGAGAUAACCCUUCCUUCACGGUCUCUAAGCAUAACAUCCUUUUUCCGAGGAGGAAAAUUCCGAGGACUUCCAAAUAUGGAUGAGGCCGUAGGCCGAGUCCAAUUUGGCAGUCAGAGGAAUUUUUCGAGCCUAAUUAUUUCUUGAUUGGGGAGCAUGAAGUCCCAUUACCUAUUAAUUAUAUAGCUGCCUAAUUAAUCCCAUAUCAACAAGACCUGUCCAAUUAAGAAAAUAAUUGGACAGUUACCUAUAUGGGAUUAAUUAGAAACUGUAUAAUUAUUAUAAUUAUCUCGUGGUGGAAGAAAGUCACCCUAGUCCGUGAAAGACUCCUUCAAUUUGCUUGCUCCAAUCAAGUUUGUGAUUCAGGAGGUGGACUAAAUCAUCUUUAAUGGUUUAUCAUUCUAGUCGCCUUCUCUUUUUUUCCUUUUUUUCUUUUGAAAUGUUAAAAACAAAUGAAAAUUUUUUUAAAGUAAAAGCACUUCGACCGAA
Messenger RNA from Actinia tenebrosa (Australian red waratah sea anemone), 2652 nucleotides. Its product is annotated as ras-related protein Rab-18-B. The record is from RefSeq and is a predicted model, not a curated record. Gene Ontology annotation, molecular function: GTP binding; GTPase activity. NCBI's taxonomy places the organism in Eukaryota, Metazoa, Cnidaria, Anthozoa, Actiniaria, Actiniidae.